This is a messenger RNA of Paramecium octaurelia, 479 nucleotides long. NCBI's taxonomy places the organism in Eukaryota, Ciliophora, Oligohymenophorea, Peniculida, Parameciidae. The record is from the annotation of a GenBank genome assembly.
AUGUCUUAUUAACAGAAGGGGUUGAAUGCAGUAAGAUUAUCUCAAAUCAAUUAACCUAUUCUAAAAGCUCGCAAAAGCUAAGAUUAUCCAACUGAGUAUUCAUUGGAUCACCAAUACAGAAAUAGUUCACUCAAAUAGAACAGAGCUAUAACUCAACACAAUUCGAGAUUAAUUAUGGAAGAGGAAUUUGUAAAAAUGCGAAGACCGUAAACAUCAGAAGGGAGCAGAAGGAAGAAAUUGAUAGAGGAUCAUGCUUUUUAGGGGACUUAUAAUUCCAAUACAAAAUGCGAAAUCUUAGAAUGCGAGAAUGAGGAUGACAAAGAGUAAAUAAUAUUUAUAUAAUUUGUAGUGAACAAUUGAUAUCAUAUAACUACCUUAUAAAUUGUAAUCCUAGUAACACCACACGCAAUAAUUAGAAGAAGGUUCCAUUUUAAACUACUCUCGACUAAGAUUUUCUAAGUUUGUUUGCUAUUGAUUGA